AGUGUUAUGCACCGCUAAAACCCUUGUUAUAGCGGGAUAGCGCAACUAUUGCCUGCUAUUGACUACUCUAAUCUGCAUAGUAAUAAUGUAAUGCAAAAAUGAAGGUUCUGUUUUGCAGUAAGGUAUAUUGUUACUUAUGGAGAAUGUUUUGCUAUGUUGCUUUGCACAAAAGGUUAACUUAUGCAAAAAGAAAGUUCAUAGUUUAUGACCAUUAUAUUGUAAUGCUAAGAUAGGACAUUGGAAUAGACAAGAAUCUGGAAUAUAAUGAAUCCAUGAUUAAAGGAUUUCCAUUACUUGAUAUUGAAGUUUUGUUCAUCUCAAAAGAAAUGUAAAAAAGUAUGCUUUUAUAUAUUCAUGUUCAUGUUCAUCACCUCAAAUUCCUCAAGUGUCUUGUUCUAUUCUCAAUCCCUUGAUUGUACGGCAAUAUUUUUUUUUCUUCGAUGGAACGCGAUGAGGGAAAACAAUCUUCUCAAAAGAAUCCAUACACAGAACUUGAGGAAGUUAGCUCUGACUUUCUUCUAGCAAUUGGUUUGCAAGAACAAGAGUUAGAGAGAACAACAAUCACAAAUCUAGCAACCAUUGAAAGUGAAAGCGAAGAAGAAGAUUUAUCAGACGAAGAAGAUUUAUCAAGCGACUCCUCUUUUAUUAAUGAUGAUAUUGGUGAUGCUGAUUUUACUUUGAGCCAGGAGUUCGAAGCAGAUCUCCGGUUUCUUGAAGACGAAGAAAGCAAUAUCGAUGACGACGAGGACUACGACGACGAUGAAAUGGAUAUAGAAGAAGACGAGGUUGAUCCCGAUGAAUUAUCGUACGAAGAGUUGAUUGAGUUAGGCGAGUUUAUAGGAGAAGAAGCAAGAGGAUUAUCAAGAAAGGAAAUUUCGGCUUGCUUAAAUCCUUAUAGUUGCAAAACUUCUGAAAGCAAAACUGGAAUAGAUCUUUGUGUGAUUUGUCAGAUUGAAUAUGAAGAAGGUGAAGCUUUGGUUGCACUUCAUUGUGAUCAUCCUUAUCAUAAAGAUUGCAUAAGCAAGUGGCUUCAAAUUAAGAAGGUUUGUCCAAUUUGUAGCAAUGAAGUAUCAAAUCCAAACCAGGCUAAGAACACUUGAUGACUUAUUAAGAUUUUUAAUUUUAUGUGUUUAAAAUUAUUGUAAUCUUCAUUUGAUUGAAAAACUGUAAUUGAAAAAUAAAAAAUAUUGAAGCUAGCUUUGUAUCUAUAUAAACAAUAUCAACCAGAAAACUAAAUUCUUCAUGUAUGCUCCAAAUUCCUAAAUGUAAAUUGAUUUGAAUAAUUUCUACUAAUCUGAAAAUGAAAGUGUUAUAUUA
Molecule: messenger RNA, 1317 nt
Organism: Lathyrus oleraceus (garden pea)
Lineage: Eukaryota; Viridiplantae; Streptophyta; Magnoliopsida; Fabales; Fabaceae
Product: E3 ubiquitin ligase BIG BROTHER-related
Exons: 1
Coding region: 441-1100 (219 amino acids)
Biological process (GO): protein ubiquitination; negative regulation of organ growth
Molecular function (GO): ubiquitin-protein transferase activity; ubiquitin conjugating enzyme binding
Source: RefSeq, a predicted model, not a curated record